Chelmon rostratus (copperband butterflyfish) is the source of this 1128-nucleotide messenger RNA. RefSeq names its product iron-sulfur cluster assembly enzyme (gene iscua). NCBI's taxonomy places the organism in Eukaryota, Metazoa, Chordata, Actinopteri, Chaetodontiformes, Chaetodontidae. Gene Ontology annotation, biological process: iron-sulfur cluster assembly; intracellular iron ion homeostasis. Gene Ontology annotation, cellular component: cytoplasm; mitochondrial matrix. Bases 54 to 539 code for a protein of 161 amino acids. Gene Ontology annotation, molecular function: 2 iron, 2 sulfur cluster binding; ferrous iron binding. The transcript has 5 exons. The record is from RefSeq and is a predicted model, not a curated record.
UCGUCUUCACUCGUUGUCACUCGUUGAUUUCCGAUCAUCAUCGGGAUCUGAACAUGGCGGUUGUCUCUUUACGAAACUGUGCGUCCUCUCUUUUUCUAUUUAGCAGAAAGUUACUCAGCCCGCAGCUCUAUGUUGUGAGUUCAUAUCACGAAAAGGUGGUGGACCACUAUGAAAACCCAAGAAAUGUGGGCUCUCUAGACAAAAGGUCCAAGAAUGUGGGGACUGGGUUGGUGGGCGCCCCAGCCUGUGGUGAUGUAAUGAAACUUCAGAUCGAGGUGGACGAAAAUGGCAAGAUUGUUGAUGCAAAAUUUAAGACGUUUGGCUGCGGAUCAGCCAUUGCUUCCAGUUCUCUCGCAACAGAGUGGGUGAAGGGGAAGUCGGUUGAUGAAGCUCUGAAGAUCAAGAACACAGACAUUGCCAAAGAACUGUGCCUUCCUCCAGUCAAGCUUCAUUGCUCUAUGCUUGCAGAAGAUGCCAUAAAAGCAGCGCUGUCAGACUACAGACUAAAACAACAGGACAAGAAGGAGGAGCGUGGAUAAGCCACCAGCUAAUAUGAUGUUUUUAACUAUCCAUUAUGGGCCCUGUAAUGUUUGGUGCUGUCUGGAAGAUUGGUUAUCGUUACACAACAUCAGGGCAUUCACCCUUCAGGGAGUUUUAUACCUUUCAAAAAUCUCCAUGUAAAAGAGUUGAGGAGUCACUCUUGAAUUCAAGCCAAGACUCCCAUAUUGUUCAAGUACCAGAUGUUAAUGGUGUGUAUUUGCUUUUCAUCAGAUGAUCAGAAAUAGUUUCAUAAUCGAUGCUGAUUUUGGAGUUGGAGGGUCAUGGUGAAUAUUUUAAGAAAGCUCUGAUCCCUAAAUUUAAACAACGGAGCUCGACAUUGUUGCUACUUUGCAGCACUCUUCUACACAGGACACAAAGGAGACACAUGAUGAAUCAAGCUGUGUUUUUGUUUUGUAUAUUUUGUGGCAUUUUGGCUUUAUUUGGCUUGACUGUAUAAAAUCACUGGUCGUUCGUAUGCAAUGCAUGCAUGCAAAUGCAGUUAGGACAACAUCUUAAGUACACAUACAUAAACAUAAUUCAGAAUAUUGUAUGAGAUUCUGCUUAUUGUGAAUUAAAUGAUGAAAAUCA